AUAAUAAUAAAAAGCCCAAAUCCAACCCUAAAAUGGAACCCUAAGAACCCAUAUUCAGAAAAUCAACAUAUAUAUUUGUUAGAUUCAUAAACCUAAUUUUCCUCAAAAACUUUUCCCUCAAUCCCCGCACAGUUCUAGGGUUUUGUUAGCAGCUGCGACAGAAGAAAUGGGAAAAGGAACUGGAAGCUUUGGAAAGCGAAGGAAUAAGACCCACACACUUUGCGUUCGAUGUGGACGCCGUAGCUUCCAUCUCCAGAAGAGCCGUUGCGGUGCUUGUGGCUACCCUGCCAGUCGCAUCCGAAAAUAUAACUGGAGUGUGAAGGCUAUUAGAAGAAAGACGACUGGGACAGGCCGCAUGAGGUACCUCCGUCAUGUGCCCCGAAGGUUCAAAACUGGAUUUAGAGAAGGCACUCAAGCAACUCCAAGGAAGAAGGCAGCUGUUGCUGCAUCUUAAGUUGGUUUUGGUGUUUUGUUUUUGAGAUUUCUGAAUUUACACAAACUAGAAGUUUUUAUGAUUUUUAUCAUCAUUUUGUACUUUUAUUAUUUCAACCUAAUAUCCAUGAACAGAUAGUUGUGUUUUA
Molecule: messenger RNA, 581 nt
Organism: Gossypium raimondii (Peruvian cotton)
Lineage: Eukaryota; Viridiplantae; Streptophyta; Magnoliopsida; Malvales; Malvaceae
Product: 60S ribosomal protein L37-1
Exons: 4
Coding region: 167-454 (95 amino acids)
Biological process (GO): translation
Cellular component (GO): cytosolic large ribosomal subunit; ribosome
Molecular function (GO): RNA binding; structural constituent of ribosome
Source: RefSeq, a predicted model, not a curated record